GUCCAGCGUGCUCCAGUUGGAUAGCUGGAGUAGCUGCUAACUCUAUCUGUACUCAUUCUGGGAGGAAAAAGACAGUCUAUAGUAACAUCACCUAAUUGUUUUAUUCUGAAAUGUGCAGCAUUGUCUGAAGUGAAUGAAGCAGUGCUAAUUGGACUAGAGAAUGGCAUAUACUUAUGUCACUACAGCUGAUGGGCACUGUCUUGCUGAACCUGUGCAGUUCUACGAGAUUUUGCCAGAACAAGUCAAUUAUCAGCAGCACGACACUGAUUUUCAAGAAUCACCUUAUUGUCAUUAUCCUACGACUCAGUUGCCUCCAGUUUUGCAGUCUCAAUCUUUACAAAGUAAUUGCAACACCUAUUGCUUGAAUCAACAGUACAGUGAUGAUGGACAGUGUGUAUUUGAUCCAUGUGAAUUAAAUAAACCCACUUUUGUGGUGACUCAUGAUGGGGAAGAUGGAUACCCUAGAAUGAAAAGGUCCAGACCAACUUGUUCUUUGCGAAUGAAAGGACAAGAGGAAGUCUGCGUGGUUUGUGGUGAUAAAGCAUCAGGAUAUCAUUAUAAUGCACUUACCUGUGAAGGUUGUAAAGGUUUUUUUCGACGUAGCAUCACCAAGAAUGCAGUAUAUAAUUGCAAGAAUGGUGGUCAUUGUGAAAUGGACAUGUACAUGCGUAGAAAAUGUCAAGAGUGCAGACUGAAAAAAUGUAAGGCAGUAGGAAUGUUGGCAGAAUGUUUGCUCACAGAAAUCCAGUGUAAUUCAAAAAGACUUCGAAAGAACUUUAAGGAGAAGAAUAAUUUUUACUCUAACAUCAAAGUGGAAGAGAAAGGAACAGACAACAAACUUGUGUCAUCCACUGGAAAAAUGAUUCAGGAGAGCAUGGAAUUAACUCAAGAGGAACAUCAGCUUAUUAGUAACAUUGUAGCUGCUCAUCAAAACUAUACAGUUCCUUUAGAGGAAACAAAAAAAGUUAUGGAGGAAAAUGCCAAUCCUAAACUGAGCUUUGUGCAACUCUCAGAGACAGCAGUUCUACACAUGCAUGGGCUGAUGGAUUUUACCAAGAGACUCCCAGGGUUUAAAAAUUUGACCAUUGAGGAUCAGACUGCAUUACAGAAAGGAUCAAAAAUUGAAGUAAUGUUUCUUCAUGUGGCCCAAUUUUACAGUCAGAAAGACGCAGCCUCUGAAAGUACUAUGGGAAUGCUGAAUAAUUCAGCUCAUACAUUGAAUGGUCAUAAUCAGAGUGGUGAUGGAACUAUUAGUUAUUCUAUGGAAAAAUUUUGCAGUGAAGACUGCCCUUCUGCUACUCUAACUGGUGUCAUUGAAGAAUUUAUUGCUUCACUGUUUUAUUUCUACAGAAGAAUGAGUGGACUUAACGUAAGUGAUACCGAAUAUGCUCUGCUUGCAGCAACAACUGUGCUUUUUUCAGAUCGUCCAUGCCUUAAAAAUAAGCAACAUGUGGAGAAUUUACAGGAACCCAUUUUACACAUUUUGUAUAAAUAUUCAAAGAUUUAUCAUGCAGAAGACCCACAGCAUUUUGCUCGUCUCAUAGGGAUGCUAACUGAACUGAGAGCUCUGAGUCACAACCACUCAGAAAUACUUAGCACGUGGAAAACAAAGGAGCCCAAACUGACUGCUUUAUUCUCUGGGAAAUGGAAUUUGCAUUCACAUGGCUAAAAUUUUAGAACGUUGUGGUUUGUACUAAAUUUUCUAAAUCUAAAUUGAAUGACUGGCUUAAAGAAUACAAACAAGACUGGUAUGUUACCAGUGGACCACCCUAAAAUGGACAACAUCUGUGCUCAUCAAAUUUUGUGGAAUAUAGGACUAUCACUAAAUGGACAUCCAGGAUUCUUUUCAAGAUUGGACUCAAAGGAAGCAAUGGCUAUUGAUUUUGCAUAGUUCCAUCAAAGGGAACCAUAAUAGUUGUUGCCUAAAGAAACUCCACUUAUUUCAUUUAGGUUAGUAAUUUAUAGACGUUAAAAAACAGCUAGCUAGUGGAAACAGUUGCAAUUAGGAUAAAGCAGUUUGUGAACCUCAUUAAUUAGGGCCAGACUGAUAGUAUAAGGAACUAAUAUUUUAAAACCUGUUCUUAUUGGCACAUUAUUUUUUUUUGGUACCGGGUAUUGAACUUGGGUCCUUGCUCUUGUGGGGCAGGUGGCGGAACCACUGAGCUAAAUCCCCAGCCUGUUACUGGCACAUUUUAUGAAUUAUUAAAGGAAAGCAAUGUUUUGUUAACUUUUAUCUUAUCUUAGUGUCUUAAAAAAAGAGAUCUUUCAUAAGUCCACAUUGAAAAAUUUGUGAUGCAAGAUA
Heterocephalus glaber (naked mole-rat) is the source of this 2302-nucleotide messenger RNA. RefSeq names its product bile acid receptor-like. NCBI's taxonomy places the organism in Eukaryota, Metazoa, Chordata, Mammalia, Rodentia, Bathyergidae. Gene Ontology annotation, cellular component: RNA polymerase II transcription regulator complex. Gene Ontology annotation, molecular function: zinc ion binding; nuclear receptor activity; RNA polymerase II cis-regulatory region sequence-specific DNA binding. Gene Ontology annotation, biological process: lipid metabolic process; positive regulation of transcription by RNA polymerase II; negative regulation of transcription by RNA polymerase II. The record is from RefSeq and is a predicted model, not a curated record.